Messenger RNA from Paramecium tetraurelia, 396 nucleotides. RefSeq lists its product as uncharacterized. The record is from RefSeq and is a predicted model, not a curated record. Gene Ontology annotation, biological process: intraciliary retrograde transport. The transcript has 3 exons. Lineage: Eukaryota; Ciliophora; Oligohymenophorea; Peniculida; Parameciidae. Gene Ontology annotation, cellular component: cilium; intraciliary transport particle A.
AUGGCAAAAUAAGGUUGGGGAUUUUCUGGAAACAAUGUCAAAUUAAAUACAAAUAAUCGGGUGGAAAAGAAGUUAAAUAUUUGGGAAACAGCUGGAAAAGCUGAUGACAUUUAAUAUAUUCCUGAUGCUGAGGAGGAAAAGAAACCUUAAAAUCAGGUUUCAGAUGCUGGAGUGGUUUUAGGUUAAAAGUUAUAAAAUAUUAAUGAAUUGCAGAAUUUAGCAAAAAUAUCAUCCUUGCCUUAACCAGCUGAUGAUAUUGAUUUUAGUAUUUUGACGUAAGUAUUGAGGCCGACAGAAGAAGUAUAAGAAGUUGAUGAAUAGUGGGAAUUUUCGAAAUUAAAAACUGAAAUGCAGGAGAUUGUGAAUAAGCUCUACAGCAAUAAAGCAAAUUCUUGA